CGAGGCAAAUGAAUUUUAUCAAUUACUAUCAUACUGGGAUAGUUUUGAAAAAAAUGCCCGUGUGUAUAAGACGAAGAUCGAUCAACGGUAUAUUUCUCUUCCUAUCGCGAUUCCUUACUAUAUCGGUACUCGUCGAAGGUACGACAUUACCGUCAAACAUGUUACUGGAUCUGGGUAGACGUACAAAUAUCUCUAUGGAGAAAUACGAGCAGGCGGAACGAGCGAUCCUGAACUCGCGCACGCAUUUAAAUCACGGCUCACCCUCGUGGUUCCUCGGGGCGUCACACGAGAUAACCGAGCACGCCCAAAAUCUGUCGAGGCGAGCCCUGCGAAUAGAAACGAUGGCCGUGAUGUUGGUGGAAGCUUUGAACAUGUCAUCGAAAGAGGCGACGUCCGUGUUGCCAUCAGUUGCCCCCAUCAAUUGCCCCGACUCGCCUACAUUUUUGCAAGUGAUGGCCAGUUGCAAGAAGAUCGAUCCUCGCUACAGGACGCACAGCGGAAAAUGCAAUAACGGUUUGCAUCCGACUUGGGGCGCUGCCCUAGAGGCUUACGUCCGAUUCUUGCCACCCGAAUACGUGGAUGGCGUGUCUUUACCACGCAUAAACUUGCCAAGCGCCAGAGAUGUCUCUUUAAACGUGCAUUCCGGUGGAUCCGACCUCAAACAUCCCUACCUAAUGGCGCUCACUGCACUCUUCGGCCAAUUCCUCGUCCACGAUCUUGCGCACACACCGAAGAUUGAACUACCCGAUGGAGCGAAAUUGAAGUGUUGCGACGUGGAUUACGAACACUUUCAUCCAGAAUGUUUCCCGAUCCGAGCCGAUAACGCUGUCGGUUGCAUGGAAUAUUCUAGAUCGGCGCCGCACCCAGGAUAUUCGUUACAGGGAUGCAAAUUGGGUCCUCGACAGCAGAUCAACCAAGCGUCCUCGUAUUUGGAUCUUUCCCCUCUUUACGGGAGUUCCGAAGACGUAGCGAAAGCUCUCCGAUCCGGCAAAGGAGGUUUGCUUAAUACGCAAAGGAAGAACUUGCCCAUGCCUUCGCCCAAGUACGAAAGUUGCAGAACCGCGAACAAAGCUUUCCCGUGUUUUCUUAGCGGGGAUUCGCGGGUAAACGAGAAUCCCGGUCUCACUCUGAUGCAUGUACUUUUUCUACGUGAACAUAACCGAGUCGCUACUGCCCUGGGACAACUGAAUCCCCACUGGGAAGAUGAGAGACUCUACCAGGAAGCAAGAAGGAUCGUUAUCGCGGAAAUGGAGCAUAUAACUUAUAACGAGUUUCUACCCGUUGUUCUCGGCGAAACAACUCUCGACAAAUACCAAUUACGCUUAACGCAUCGAGGCUAUUUUCGAAACUACGACAGUCGAACGGAUGCGACACUUUCGAACGCUGUCGCGUCUGCUGGACUCUUCUUCAUUGCCACGUUGACCCCAAAAACCCUCGACCUAGUUGACUCGCGAUCGGCGUCAAAGUCUGGAGAAAGGUCCUUACUAUCGGCCUUCUACGCUCCGCAAGAGUUCUAUGAAGCUGGUGCUAUUGAUCGCUUGAUCGUCGGCGCUACAGCGGGACAUUCUAGGAAGCCAUUGCCACCGGGACUGAAUGAAAUCCUUUUGGAAAGAUAUUUUCAUGAUGGAAAAAGCAACGAUAUUGCCGUGGAUUACGCUGCACAAAUCAUACAACAAGGAAGAGAUCAUGGUUUACCACCUUAUGUUAGAUGGCGAUCAUUUUGUAAUUUACCUCAUAUUAUUAGUUUCGAAAAUCUUAGAGGUACAAUGUCUAAAAAUACUAUAGACAAACUUCGAAAAGUUUAUAAAAAAGUAGAAGAUAUAGAUUUAGUGACAGCAUUGCUUUCGGAAGCACCGUUAUCCGAUUCAGUUUUAGGACCAACAUUUCUUUGUUUAUUGGGUCGUACUUUCCGAAAUAUUCGUUUUGGUGACAGAUAUUGGUAUGAAAAUGCAAACAGCCCAGGAUCAUUUACUUUAAAUCAAUUAGAUGAAAUCCGAAAAAUCACAAUGACACAAAUUUUAUGCUACAAUGGUGAAAGACUGAGUUUGAUACAACCAAGAGCAUUUCUUUUAAGAGAUCGAUUUUUAAAUGAACUAAUAAAUUGUACAAUACACACAAGUGGAUCUCCAAAUCUUUUACUUUGGAAAGAAAAUAAUUCAUAAUUUUUUUGCUAUUUAUAAUUAUAGAUAACAAAUUUUAUUUAAUUAUUAUUAAUAAAAAGUACUAUCAAUUAUGUCAAUCAAUAUUGUUCCUUGCAUAGAAGAUAUAAAUUUAUAUAAUUUAUUUUUUUUUUCUUAUUAAAAAACUAAAUUACAAUUUUUUUCAAUUGAAAAUUCUAACA
Messenger RNA from Apis laboriosa (Himalayan honeybee), 2341 nucleotides. RefSeq names its product peroxidasin-like. Bases 9 to 2162 code for a protein of 717 amino acids. The record is from RefSeq and is a predicted model, not a curated record. NCBI's taxonomy places the organism in Eukaryota, Metazoa, Arthropoda, Insecta, Hymenoptera, Apidae. Gene Ontology annotation, molecular function: heme binding; peroxidase activity. The transcript is spliced from 8 exons. Gene Ontology annotation, biological process: response to oxidative stress.